GUUUGUGCGACACAGGGGCGUGCCCUGAGGCAUUGUGGGCGUAUCCUCGCCGCCACGCAUGCGCGCUGGGCGGUACCGGCGCGGCCAUGGCGCACGGGCACGGGCCCGGCCGGUGCCGCUGCUGCGGGGAGGAGGCGGCGGAGCGCGGCGCGGCCUGGGGGCUGUACCUGCGCAUCGACCGGCAGCGCCUGCAGUGCCUCAACGAGCGCCGCGAGGGCUCCGGAGCCACCGUGUUCCGCCCCUGGGAGGAGCGCGGGGACCGCUCGCAGUUCGUGGAAAGCGAUGACGACGAGGAGCUGCUCUUCAACAUCCCGUUCACGGGCAGCGUGAAGUUGAAAGGAGUCAUCGUGAUGGGCGAGGAUGACGAGACACACCCGGCCGAGCUGAGGCUGUUCAGGAACAUUCCUCACAUGUCCUUUGAUGACACAGCCAAGGAAGCAGAGCAGACGUUCAGCCUGAGCCGGGAUCCCUUGGGAGAGCUGGAAUAUCCCACCAAAAUUGCCCGUUUCUCCAAUGUUUACCACCUCUCCAUGCACUUCCCAAAGAACUUCGGAGCGGAGACAACCAAGAUUUUUUACAUCGGCCUGAAAGGGGAGUGGACGGAGGCUCAUCGCCACGAAGUCACCAUCUGCAACUACGAGGCCUCGGCGAACCCGGCCGACCACAAGCUGGAACAGAUCACCCCCCAGACUCACUUCAUCUCCUAACGGGAGCCUGCCCGGGGCAGGAACGGCUUCCCGGAGCAGCUCCGCGUUCGUGGGACGGACGCGGCGGCGCAGUGCGAGGCGGCCCCGGGGGGCGGCGGGGCCGCUCUGGAGCCGUGUGCGGGGCCGGUACCGGCUGUCACUGACAAUAAACACGCUGCGGUGCA
This is a messenger RNA of Vidua chalybeata, 871 nucleotides long. RefSeq names its product PITH domain containing 1 (gene PITHD1). The record is from RefSeq and is a predicted model, not a curated record. Lineage: Eukaryota; Metazoa; Chordata; Aves; Passeriformes; Viduidae. The transcript is spliced from 6 exons. Gene Ontology annotation, cellular component: nucleus. The coding region runs from base 87 to 707 and encodes 206 amino acids.